This is a messenger RNA of Pyricularia oryzae 70-15, 180 nucleotides long. RefSeq lists its product as uncharacterized. Bases 1 to 180 code for a protein of 59 amino acids. NCBI's taxonomy places the organism in Eukaryota, Fungi, Ascomycota, Sordariomycetes, Magnaporthales, Pyriculariaceae. The record is from RefSeq and is a predicted model, not a curated record. The transcript has 3 exons.
AUGUUUCGUCGCUAUGAAGGCAACGGUAUUGGAGUCCGAGGCUACAAGUUCAGAAUUAGACUAAUACGCAAUUCAAACACCCAAUCACCAGACCUGUGCGCCUCCCUCAUAAAGACCCAUAACAAAAGAAAUGUCUUCAUGAAAAAGGCCAUGUCAGAAAAAGAUUACAAUACCAAGUGA